AGCAUUGAAAAUGGCGAAACAAAAUUGAAGUUAGAUAAAAAGGGGACAGGAGUGUCACCCUGUCCAUGCGAUUCCUCGAUUCAUUCAUUAUUCAUAUACACACCACGAUUCCUUUUUAGGGUUUCAAUUCCAAUUUCUAUUUCGUUUUUUUGUCUCUUCUACACAUAUAUACAUCGAAUAUGUAUAUAUACAGUAGCUGAGUUGCAGUUACAAGCUGCCAUUAACAUAGAUAGACCUUUCAUCUUCAUCUACACAGAGUGAUACAGAAAAAGAUGAGGAGAGGGAGGUGUUAUCUUGAUAUUAGCAUUAAUGGAGAACUAGAGGGAAGAAUAGUGGUGGAAUUGUUUACUGAUAUUGUCCCCAAAACAUCCGAGAAUUUCAGAGCACUCUGUACCGGAGAAAAGGGUGUUAGCCCUAUCACCGGCGUUCCCCUUCACUAUAAGGGAGUUCGAUUCCACAAGCUCAUCAAAAGCUGUAUGAUCGAAGGCGGCGACAUUUCUUCAGGUCAUGACACUAGUGGAGGAGAAUCGAUCUAUGGUUCAAACUUCGAAGAUGAGAAUUUCGAAAUGAAACAUGAAAGAAAAGGAAUGUUAUCAAUGGCAAACUCCGGCCCCAACACAAACGGAUCUCAAUUUCUCAUCACUACAACUCGCACUCCUCAUUUAGAUGGAAAGCAUGUUGUGUUUGGAAGGAUAGUUAAAGGAAUGGGAGUUUUGAAGUCAAUUGAACAUGUUCCUACUAGCGACAAUGAUUCCCCCACUUUAGAUGUUGUAAUUGCAGAUUGUGGAGAAAUCAAAGAAGGUGAAGAUGAUGGAAUUGGGAAUUUUUUCAAAGAUGGAGAUGUGUAUCCUGAUUGGCCUGCAGAUAUCGACAAUGGUUCUGUUGAACUUUCUUGGUGGUUGGAUGCUGUUGAUUCAAUCAGAGCUUGUGGAAAUGAAGCUUUCAAGAAGCAAGAUCAUAAAAUGGCUCUCAGAAAGUAUAAGAAAGCUGUGCGAUAUUUGGAUCUCUGUUGGGAGAAAGAAGGAAUCGAUGAUGACCGAAGUAUUUCUCUUGGGAAGAAAAAGGCUCAGAUAUUCACAAAUAGUGCUGCUUGUAAGUUAAAAAUAGGUGAUGCGAAAGGAGCAUUGUUGGACACAGAAUUUGCUUUGCGUGACGGUGGAAACAAUGCGAAAGCUUGGUUUCGCCAAGGUCAGGCACAUAUGGCACUCAAUGAGAUAGAUGCUGCAAUAAAUAGUUUCAAGAAAGCAAAAGAUUUGGAACCAAAUGAUGGUGGAAUAAGAAGGGAACUCAAUGCUGCAUUGAGGAAGGAGGCUGAUAGAGUUGAGAGAGAGAAGAAGGCAUACUCCAAGAUCUUCUCAUAGUUAUGUGGGACCUAUUUUUUCAUUAAUGAGGGUCGUAAAUUUUGUCGGAUUCUUCCCUUUUAUAGUCGGGUGUUUCCUACGAAUUUUAAAAUGUAGAGAAUUGAGAAUUUUAUAGAAACUUGUUUCGAAUUGGAUUGAAUCAAAUAAAGUGUACACAAAAUGUAUUAUUGGGUGUGGUGUAUUUAAGAUGUAUUUAAAUGGUGUGAGUUGCAUCUUUCAAAA
Lactuca sativa (garden lettuce) is the source of this 1583-nucleotide messenger RNA. RefSeq names its product peptidyl-prolyl cis-trans isomerase CYP40. NCBI's taxonomy places the organism in Eukaryota, Viridiplantae, Streptophyta, Magnoliopsida, Asterales, Asteraceae. Gene Ontology annotation, cellular component: cytoplasm. The record is from RefSeq and is a predicted model, not a curated record. Gene Ontology annotation, molecular function: peptidyl-prolyl cis-trans isomerase activity; cyclosporin A binding; protein binding. Gene Ontology annotation, biological process: protein peptidyl-prolyl isomerization; protein folding.